Messenger RNA from Salvia hispanica, 1245 nucleotides. Its product is annotated as GDSL esterase/lipase At5g45670-like. NCBI's taxonomy places the organism in Eukaryota, Viridiplantae, Streptophyta, Magnoliopsida, Lamiales, Lamiaceae. Gene Ontology annotation, molecular function: hydrolase activity, acting on ester bonds. The record is from RefSeq and is a predicted model, not a curated record.
UUACAUCCAUUAAUUACUCUCUACAUAUAUAAUGGGAAGCACGGUUAAGAGAUGGUUGGCAUUUUGCGCGGUCGCGGCCAUGGCCUUGGCCGUGACCGCGGAGCCCCAAGUCCCUUGUUACUUCAUAUUUGGCGACUCAUUGGUCGACAACGGAAACAACAACAACAUUCAGUCCUUGGCCAAGGCCAACUACUUACCCUACGGCAUUGAUUUCCCAGCCGGCCCCACAGGCCGAUUCUCCAACGGCAAAACUACCAUAGAUGUCAUCGCUGAGCUGCUAGGGUUUGAUGACUACAUUCCACCUUACGCCACCGCACGAGGCCAGCAGAUACUGAGGGGAGUGAAUUACGCCUCAGCCGCCGCCGGAAUACGACAAGAAACCGGCCAGCAACUAGGGGCUCGGAUUGACUUCACAGGCCAAAUAAACAACUACAAGAACACGGUGUCGCAAGUAGUCGGCAUACUCGGGGAUGAGGACUCGGCCGCGAGUUACCUGAGCAAGUGUAUCUACUCCGUCGGUAUAGGCAGCAAUGACUACCUCAACAACUACUUCAUGCCUCAAUAUUAUAGCACCAGCCGCCAGUAUUCGCCGGAGCAGUACGCCGACGUACUCAUCCGUCAGUACACCGAGCAAUUAAGGAUGUUGUACAACUUCGGAGCCAGGAAGUUCGUCCUGAUCGGAGUAGGCCAAAUCGGGUGCAGCCCGAACGCGCUGGCGCAGAACAGCCCGGACGGGAGGACAUGCGUGGCGAGGAUCAACAACGCGAACCAGAUAUUCAACAGCAGGCUGAGAGGCCUGGUCGACGAGUUCAACGGCAACACCCCUGACGCGAGGCUCAUCUACGUGGACGCCUACGGCGUUUUCCAGGACCUGAUCGACAGCCCCUCGGAGUUCGGGUUUACGGUGACGAACGCUGGGUGUUGCGGGGUGGGGAGGAACAACGGGCAGAUAACGUGCCUGCCGCUGCAGCCGGCGUGCCAGAACAGAGACGAGCACUUGUUUUGGGACGCGUUUCAUCCGACCGAAGCUGCGAAUGUUGUUGUCGGGAGAAGAGCGUAUCGGGCGGAGAGGGCGUCGGAUGCUCAUCCCUUUGAUAUUAGCCGCUUGGCUCAGCUCUGAUACCAUUCCACACAUCAAGGAUACAAAUUGUCUAAUGUGUGUUAAUUUAUAGAAAUAUAUAUAUAUAUAUAUUGGUAAAUGGUAAUUACUCUCUCGAAAUGUAAUUUUGUACGGUUUUAUGUUUC